AUGCUGCAGGAACUAUCGCAUAUGGACAGGAUAACCCAGCUGCAAGAUGAGAUACAACAGCUUCUCAUGAUUAUGUCGAAUACCAUCGCAUACCUCACUUCGCGGUCCAAUUUUGUCCAAGUCAGCCCAGAGAUUCCCAUCACGAAGCAAAGAAACCCUGAAAAAUUCGAUCCUCCUGAUGUAUUCGAAGCAAACCAAAAGGAACUAGUCACAGACCUUAUUGUCAAAGCAAAGCAAAUUGAAUUCUUAAUUAAUUCAUUGCCAGAGCCAGAGCCAGAAGAGGAACAGGCCCAUCGUCUCCAGAUACUGGAGGACGAAAUGACACAGGCUAAUGCAGAAUAUAUUCGCGCCGUCAAUCGAGCUAAGGAUCUUCACGCUCAAAUAUCCGACGUUCUCAAGAUGAUGUUGGACGAGACGGAUACACUCACAACGGAGGAAGAAACUAAACCGGGCGUUGGUUAG
Molecule: messenger RNA, 462 nt
Organism: Psilocybe cubensis
Lineage: Eukaryota; Fungi; Basidiomycota; Agaricomycetes; Agaricales; Agrocybaceae
Exons: 5
Coding region: 1-462 (153 amino acids)
Biological process (GO): regulation of transcription by RNA polymerase II
Cellular component (GO): mediator complex
Molecular function (GO): transcription coregulator activity
Source: RefSeq, a predicted model, not a curated record